Messenger RNA from Schizosaccharomyces japonicus yFS275, 1006 nucleotides. RefSeq lists its product as hypothetical. The record is from RefSeq and is a predicted model, not a curated record. The transcript has a single exon. Lineage: Eukaryota; Fungi; Ascomycota; Schizosaccharomycetes; Schizosaccharomycetales; Schizosaccharomycetaceae. Bases 29 to 520 code for a protein of 163 amino acids.
AGCAACGGCUCUUCAUGAGGACAGUGACAUGUCUAAGGAUAUUGCUAAGUGGAUCAAGCAAGGAACUGAAACUGAUGGUUUGAAGAAGAGAGCCGAGGAUGUUGCUUCUAUCCUUGCUGAUACUGCAUCCACCGCGGAUGUAUCUAGUUAUUUUGCCAAUCUUGUUUCUUUAGUAAACACCACCACGCAAACGCAAACGCAAACGCUUCAAGAGAGAAGUAAUAUCGUGUGUCAUCCCGCCCAUCAGGCACCUAAACAAGCAUGCAGACAACUGCUUCAGGCCAUUGCCAAUGACCACACUAUUAAAGACAUGCGACACCAAGCAGUCGGAUAUAACGGUUGCUACGUCAGUUACAGUCCUGCAGCUCCUGUUUUUCUUGACCAGCUUCACGAUCCCGCACAACAAUGUAUCGACACAUGCUCUGGUGAUUAUGUCAGCUGCAGAAAUAUCGGUCUUACAAUGGUUCGAGACUGGACUAUUACUGAAUGUCUUUCUAACCGUCCUGACGGAUGCCGCUAAUUGUUUCAUAGUUUUCAACUUUAGUGGUUAAAUGAACGACUAUUAUUGUACGUAUUGUUAAAUGCGCUGUUUUCAUUCUCAACCUUAAUAAUUUUUGUUUGUUCAAUGGAUAUACUCCAUAUGCGUAUGUGAGUAAUUUGAAAUGCAAAUGUUCUUCCGAUGUUCUUCAGAAAAGAAAGGAAUAUACAGAACUGUUGUCUGAAAGCAAUAAGGCACUACAUUCUAUAGCAAGAAACUAGAAGCGAAACCCCACACCGCAAUUCAUGUCUCUCGGUGCGAAGUUAGAUUUCCUUCUAUGACAUGUCGUACAUUAAGCACCCGAUAAUGCGUACCACAGAAACAAGGUAACCCCAAGCCCUUUCAACUAUAACGUAUAUAAAGGAUACAUUCAUAAUAUUCGUCAUCAAGUGAACCAAGAAGUACUCUUCUUUUAAUCAAGGGAAUAAUAAUAACUUUUGAAACGACUGCGUAUGACACCUAAAUGCC